CAAGUUUAGUUUUCACAUGAGUUCAAACAAUUCGGUAGAAAAAGGUCAACCAUGCACUCUCCUCAAGAAACUUUGUCAUUCAAAUAAAUCUGGUUUGGAUCCGUUGACGAAAAAACAAAGGCCCGUUAGGCAAAAGACUGAUGAUAAUGGGCCUGAUUAAAAACGGUACCCUUUAUUGUCGUUUUGGGAUAAGCUGGAAUUUUGCCGCUGUGUUUUUUUCUACUUAUUUCCGUCACUGCUUUCGACUGGUCAGAGAUUUUGACUCUGAAUUGUUGCAGAUAGCAAUGGCGUCUGGAGCAGUAGCAGAUCAUCGUAAGAAAAUUUUGGUUUUAUCUCGAAUUUCACUUUUCAGAUUUCGCAUUGAGAAUUUGGGACUAUUUGUAUCUUGCAUUGAAUUUGGUUUUGCUUGCUUUUUGGUUAGAAAUUGAAGCGGUUUCAGGAAAAAGAGUCGCAGUCGUAGGUGCAGGUGUAAGUGGACUUGCGGCGGCUUACAAGUUGAAAUCGAGGGGUUUGAAUGUGACUGUGUUUGAAGCUGAUGGAAGAGUAGGUGGGAAGUUGAGAAGUGUUAUGCAAAAUGGUUUGAUUUGGGAUGAAGGAGCAAACACCAUGACUGAGGCUGAGCCAGAAGUUGGGAGUUUACUUGAUGAUCUUGGGCUUCGUGAGAAACAACAAUUUCCAAUUUCACAGAAAAAGCGGUAUAUUGUGCGGAAUGGUGUACCUGUGAUGCUACCUACCAAUCCCAUAGAGCUGGUCACAAGUAGUGUGCUCUCUACCCAAUCUAAGUUUCAAAUCUUGUUGGAACCAUUUUUAUGGAAGAAAAAGUCCUCAAAAGUCUCAGAUGCAUCUGCUGAAGAAAGUGUAAGCGAGUUCUUUCAACGCCAUUUUGGACAAGAGGUUGUUGACUAUCUCAUCGACCCUUUUGUUGGUGGAACAAGUGCUGCGGACCCUGAUUCCCUUUCAAUGAAGCAUUCUUUCCCAGAUCUCUGGAAUGUAGAGAAAAGUUUUGGCUCUAUUAUAGUCGGUGCAAUCAGAACAAAGUUUGCUGCUAAAGGUGGUAAAAGUAGAGACACAAAGAGUUCUCCUGGCACAAAAAAGGGUUCGCGUGGGUCAUUCUCUUUUAAGGGGGGAAUGCAGAUUCUUCCUGAUACGUUGUGCAAAAGUCUCUCACAUGAUGAGAUCAAUUUAGACUCCAAGGUACUCUCUUUGUCUUACAAUUCUGGAUCAAGACAGGAGAACUGGUCAUUAUCUUGUGUUUCGCAUAAUGAAACGCAGAGACAAAACCCCCAUUAUGAUGCUGUAAUUAUGACGGCUCCUCUGUGCAAUGUGAAGGAGAUGAAGGUUAUGAAAGGAGGACAACCCUUUCAGCUAAACUUUCUCCCCGAGAUUAAUUACAUGCCCCUCUCGGUUUUAAUCACCACAUUCACAAAGGAGAAAGUAAAGAGACCUCUUGAAGGCUUUGGGGUACUCAUUCCAUCUAAGGAGCAAAAGCAUGGUUUCAAAACUCUAGGUACACUUUUUUCAUCAAUGAUGUUUCCAGAUCGUUCCCCUAGUGACGUUCAUCUAUAUACAACUUUUAUUGGUGGGAGUAGGAACCAGGAACUAGCCAAAGCUUCCACUGACGAAUUAAAACAAGUUGUGACUUCUGACCUUCAGCGACUGUUGGGGGUUGAAGGUGAACCCGUGUCUGUCAACCAUUACUAUUGGAGGAAAGCAUUCCCGUUGUAUGACAGCAGCUAUGACUCAGUCAUGGAAGCAAUUGACAAGAUGGAGAAUGAUCUACCUGGGUUCUUCUAUGCAGGUAAUCAUCGAGGGGGGCUCUCUGUUGGGAAAUCAAUAGCAUCAGGUUGCAAAGCAGCUGACCUUGUGAUCUCAUACCUGGAGUCUUGCUCAAAUGACAAGAAACCAAAUGACAGCUUAUAACAUUGUCAAGGUUCGUCCCUUUUUAUCACUUACUUUGUAAACUUGUAAAAUGCAACAAGCCGCCGUGCGAUUAGCCAACAACUCAGCAAAACCCAGAUUCUCAUAAGGCUCACUAAUUCCAGAAUAAACUAUUUAUGUAUUGUUUGGUCUGUUUUCUUGUUGCAUCACUGGUAUGGUCUGUCUAGGUAGAAGAAUAUGAUAGGGUGAGGGAUUUUAGGAUUGAAGAAUCUUUAAAACAAAUUGCUGAUAUUGUCUUAUCUUGAAGAUAUCAUUUCUGCUCUCUAGACAAGUUGGAGAGAAACUUGUUUGGUUUCUGGUGGGAAGGGGAUGUUGAUGUUUUAAUUGUUUUUUCUCCAAAGCCACAACCAUAAGAUGGUCCCAAAAAGGUUGUCCUAAUGUUAGAUGUUAGUAUCUGAAUGCCCGUUUCUGUUCGUCCCACAUGCUCUCCCGGUUCCAAUUUCGUGGAGUCUUAUGUUAUGUCUUAUCAUUCUCCUAUAAAGCGUUAUCUGUCUUAACCCAUAAUGUCUUGUUAAGUCUCUUUUUGAUACCAAAGCAGAAUCAGUAAUAGAGCUUGCAUUGUUCUCUAGUCCUUUUGUUCCUUUUUGUGGUAUGCUUAAUAAUGAUGGUUACAUAUCUUUUAUGUUUAUAUUAGUUUUAUAAUUUUAAUGGUAAAUCAUAAGUUAUAACACUAACAGUAUUGAAACAUCAUAUUGGCUAUGAAAUAUACUAGGUUUUAGUAACAUCCUGAAAAUGCUAACGAAAGUAUUAGCCAAAUUUUAAAGCAUCAAUUGUGAUUACACUCACGAUUGUCAAUUUAAAAAAAACAAAAUGUUUGUUAAACCUUUUUUUUUUUUGUGCACCAACAA
Arabidopsis thaliana (thale cress) is the source of this 2786-nucleotide messenger RNA. RefSeq names its product Flavin containing amine oxidoreductase family (gene HEMG2). Lineage: Eukaryota; Viridiplantae; Streptophyta; Magnoliopsida; Brassicales; Brassicaceae. The transcript is spliced from 17 exons. The record is from RefSeq and is marked reviewed. Gene Ontology annotation, biological process: chlorophyll biosynthetic process; porphyrin-containing compound biosynthetic process. Bases 568 to 1920 code for a protein of 450 amino acids. Gene Ontology annotation, cellular component: mitochondrion; chloroplast. Gene Ontology annotation, molecular function: oxidoreductase activity; protoporphyrinogen oxidase activity, oxygen as acceptor.